This is a messenger RNA of Lasiodiplodia theobromae, 2373 nucleotides long. RefSeq names its product FAD binding domain containing protein. Bases 1 to 2373 code for a protein of 790 amino acids. The transcript is spliced from 6 exons. NCBI's taxonomy places the organism in Eukaryota, Fungi, Ascomycota, Dothideomycetes, Botryosphaeriales, Botryosphaeriaceae. Gene Ontology annotation, molecular function: FAD binding. The record is from RefSeq and is a predicted model, not a curated record.
AUGGCUCCCCAGGAUUUUCGUGUUGCCAUCGUUGGUGGCAGCAUUGCGGGGCUCACAUUGGCACUCGCUCUGGAGAAGAGCGGCAUUGACUUCGUAGUGCUUGAGGCGUACCCGGAAAUAGCACCACAGGUGGGCGCGAGUAUCGCUGUCCUGCCCAAUGGCUUCCGCAUUCUGGAUCAACUUGGCUGCUACGAGGACAUGCUCGAGAAAGUGAACUGCACCAUUGACAACUUCAUCAUCCGGAACUCCGAUGGGAGCGUUUUGACCCAUGUGAAGCACUUGGAUCACCAUUUGAUUCAACGCCAUGGAUACCCGAUGAUCUUUUUUGAGCGGCGCAUGGUAAUUGAAGUGCUUUAUAAGCAUAUCACCCAGAAAGAGAAGGUUCUUACGUCCAGGAGAGUGACUGAAGUCGAGGAACGCGCUGAUGGCGUCACCAUCACCACACAAAAUGGUGAAAAGUUCACCGCGGAUGUGGUGAUUGGUGCGGAUGGCAUCCACAGCACCGUGGGGAAGGAGAUAUGGAAGACGAACCUCGAAAAGAAUCCCAAUGCCAAGAAAGAUGAUCUGCCGGUGCAGUAUAUGUGUCUUUUCGGUAUCUCGGAGAAGGUCCCCGGAAUUGCUGAAGAUGUCCUGCAUCAUAUCACAAACGAAGGAUCAUCAUCAUUUGCCGCAUCAGGCCCGAAUGACCGCACGUACUGGUGUUUGUUUGUCAACACCGGGACCACGUACCACGGAGAAGACUUGCCUCCGUACGACGACGAUUAUAUUGCUAAGACUGCGGAGAAGCACAACGAUGAUGCCAUCACUGAAACGGUCAACUUUGGUGAUCUCUGGAAGCGGAGGAUCAUGUCAGUCUUCCACAAGUUCAAUCCCAUCAUCGGUCUUGGCGGUAUGUCGGGCAUGGAGACGUGUGCAGCUCUCACCAACAACUUGACCACUUUGCUUGAAUCCUACAAAACAUCUUCCGAGAUCCCCGCCUCGGCCAUCGAAGCCGCAUUUGCAGCCACCCAGGAGCUCCGCAAACCACGCGCCAGCGUCCUCGUCGACGUCUCGCAACAGACGCAGUACAGAUUCGCCAUGGAAACCCCGAUGCUCAAGUUCCUCAACCGCUACGUCUACCCCAGCAUGGGCUCCGGCGCUACUCUACGGCUGCUUUCGGAGGCCUAUCCAGGAGCCACGAGCUUUGAGAAACUGCCACUGCCCAAGAAGCCUCGCGCCCUUCCCUACCACGAUGAGCUUCUGCAGCAGCCUAGAUUCAGGAACUUCUGGCUGAACAAACUUACCCUCGUCUUCCUUUUUGGACUGGCUUUGGUGGGUCGCCACGUUUUGUUCACCAUCGGGAAGGCCAACGGAGCGUUUCCGCUGGUUCGGGAGACUGUGGUGCGAGGAACCUUUGCAGAAGUGGGUGACUUGCCCUUGAGAUCUGUCUUUGGGAUGAACAAGUUCCCGGGGAUCGACCGGCUUCUUCGGGUGCUUACCACGGUUUUCCUGCCUAUCGUGGCAGGUGCAGGCGGUAUGGAGGGCAGGCUACUGGCGGGAUACUUCUUGGUCUCCGUCAUCCUCCCGCUCCUUGCACUGAUGCUCGUUGAGGGGUAUCGGAAAAGGAAUACUUGGUCCCUGGUCUGGAGCCCCGCUAUUUGGGCUACAUUGGGCCAAUUGUUUGGCCUUGGCAUCGUCUUGCCGUUAUAUGUUCUGGUCUUCUUCUACAGCUCCGAGGGCAUUGCUUACUGGAUGCCGGCUGAGAGGUGCAUCCCACAAUCGGCGAGCAAAGCGAUUCUGCCAUCCUUGAUCCUCGGAUUCCUCGUUCCCUCUGUCCUUAUGGUAUUGCUCGGCCCAGAGAGUGGCUACCUCCAGGAAGCUAUUGCCUUUUGGCAAAUCACGCCCAUACUCGUCAGUCCGUUGAGCGCGCUUUUUUCGAAACUGCAGGCUCCUGGAUCUUUGAAGAAUGGAGAGGUGCCGGUGGAGGACUACCAAGGACUUGACCUCCCGCACCUGAGAAGGCUGUACGACGUCCUCUUCUUCAUUGCAGCUGCAGUGCACGUUGCUGUACUUGGGUUCCUCGGCCUGUCGUCCGGAACCACGAUCAUCGGGGCUUUCGUGCCUAUGAACCCGGGAUCUCCCGUUUCGUCGCUUGCUGCCGGGAUGAAGAUCUUCUUCCAAUUCGACCUCCUUUUGGUCGUAUUCACGAUAUUCGUCUGGGUUGUGCUGAACAUUGGGGAAAUGAAGCGCGUGGGCAUCAUAAAGUCACCAUUGUUGAAGGCCAUCGUUGGGCUACUUCUUGGUUUCUUGCUGGUCGGCCCCGGUGCGACCAUCCUGGCAUUUUGGGAGUGGCGAGAAGAUGUGAUGGCGAGGCCUGGCCUGAAAAAUCCUUGA